GGCCCGCCCGCACCCCGCCGGGCGCCCCGUGCCGCCGCCGCCGCCUCGCUCGGCGGAGCUGCUGCGGGCGCCCGCCCUCCGCGCGCCGGCCGCCGUGGAAUAUGGUUGGGGAAAUGGAAACCAAGGAGAAGCCGAAGCCGAGCCCCGAUUACCUGAUGCAGCUGAUGAACGACAAGAAGCUGAUGAGCAGCCUCCCCAACUUCUGCGGGAUCUUCAACCACCUCGAGCGGCUGCUGGACGAAGAAAUUAGCAGAGUACGGAAAGACAUGUAUAACGACACAUUAAAUGGUAGUACGGAGAAGAGAAGUGCAGAAUUACCAGAUGCUGUGGGACCUAUUGUACAGUUACAAGAGAAACUAUAUGUGCCUGUAAAAGAAUAUCCAGAUUUUAACUUUGUUGGAAGAAUCCUUGGGCCCAGAGGAUUAACAGCUAAACAGCUUGAGGCAGAAACAGGAUGCAAGAUAAUGGUCCGAGGGAAGGGCUCAAUGAGGGACAAAAAGAAGGAAGAACAAAACAGAGGCAAGCCCAACUGGGAACACCUGAAUGAAGAUUUGCAUGUACUUAUCACUGUGGAGGAUGCUCAAAACAGAGCAGAAAUAAAACUGAAGAGGGCUGUUGAAGAAGUAAAAAAGUUACUGAUACCCGCAUGUUGGUGCAGCCUCACCUUGAAUAUUGCAUGCAGUUCUGGGCUUCACGAUAUAAAGAGGUUGUCAAGGUCCUUGAAAGUCCAGAGGAGGACAACAAAGCUGGAGGGCACAUCCUAUCAGGAGAGGUUGAGGAUGCCUCGGUUGUCCAGUCUGAAGAAGAGAUGGCUGAGAGGCGACCGUGUUGCUCUCUGCAACUUCCUGAGGAGGGGAAGGGCAGAGGGAGGCACCCAUCUCUUCUCCCUGAUCACUGAUGGCAGGAUGCAUGGGAACAGCACAGAGUUGUGCCAGAGAUAGACUAUUUAUAAGGAAAAAUUUCUUUCCCGUGAGGGUGGUCAAGCACUGCAACAGGCUUCCUGGUGAGGUGGUUGAUGCUCCGUGCCCAUCAGUGUUCAAGACACGUUUGGACAAUGCCCUUAAUCAUGAGCUUUAACUUUUGGUUAGCCAUAAAGUGGUUGGGCAGUUGGAUUAGAUGCUCCUUGCAGGUCCGUUCCAUAUGAACUAUUCUCUAUCUAAAAUAUUGAUGAAAUAUUUGAUAUGAAAUCUUGAUGAAAUAUUAAUAAAUGUACUUUUCCUUGUCAGUGAACUUCCUGUGAGGCUUGGAGGGUUGGUUGUUUUUUCCCCAAACUUUGUAUGUAUGUCUUAACUGCAGUCGAAUUGUAUUGAUCUUGGGUACCAAAAGUUAUAUUUUUUGUUCAGAUUGUUUUCUUUUUUGAAAUUGCAGCCUUGUACCUAAGUGGAAGAAAUGCUACUUGUAGGAUUGUUCUUGAGGAGACAUAGUAUGAAGAGGAAAAAUUUGUCACCCUGCACUUUUAACACAUAUUUAUACUAAAUAUUAACCAGAAUGUAUUGAAGAGGUCAGAUAACUGUAUGUACAAGUCGUCUUGGCAGUGCUUUCUGGAGGAAAGAUUUUUGUGUGCAGUAACAGUAAAGUAACCAGUAAGCACUUCCAUUUUCAGGCUAUUUAAAGCAUGCUGUAUUGCCAGUGUUAGUUUUGAAAUCUAGAUGUCUAAUUAUACAAAAACAAAGCUUGUCAUACAGACAUCUGUGGUUUAGUGCUGACUGAUGAUUUAUAGUCAUCAAGCUUCUCUUCAUUAUGCUAUUUUGACGUCAGAACACAAAAAAAUUCUAAGCUUUGGAAAAAUGGCCAGGGUUUUCCACCUCAUAUUCAAUAGGAAACUUGAGUGUCUCUUUUUAAACGGUACUGAAAUGCUUUAGCAUGCAGUAGAGCACUAAUGAGAUUUUCUUUAAUACGUUGCUUAUAGGCUAAGGUUUUAAUAUGGGAAUGUUCUUGAGCCCGUGUCAGGAGAAACAUAGUUGGCCAUGAUGUAUGAGAUUGGAGCUAUCUUAAAUAGCUUAAGUCAUGUCGGACUGAGUCAUUAGUAGCUUACUUUAACUUAAACUUGGGACUGGUAAACUGUCCCGGAAAGUGAAAGCUUAGAUGAAGUGUUCCUGGAAAGUCACGUUGCUUGGAACACAGUGAUUAAUGAGACGUAUUUAUUGCUUUAUCAAGUUAAUUUUUCUUGUGUAUUGUUGGAAAUGGUAUCUUUUCUGCUGUUUUUUUCUUAUGUAUUUACAUAGGUAUUUUCAAAGCUUCAUUUUAUUUUCAAAUAUGUUGUAUUAGUAAGAAUAAUAAAUGGUUGAUCUUGCUUUAGGGAUGAUAUCUCCACUAAAUUUCAGAAUGAAAUGUAGAAAAAUAACAUGCAGAAUCCACAGAUCUAUGGUGGAAUCGCUGGUGGCUAUGCUACUUCUUUCUCACGGGAGAUUAACACUGAACAUAAAUGGAAUCUUUCAGUAACACUAGCAGCUGUUGUGACUCUGAGACCCAGGUCUCUUGGCACUUGUGUGCUUAGAUGAUCUCAGAUGCCAGAUUUGGAGUGAUUGACGAAGGAAAAGACAACCUUCCACGUUUUCACAUCUGUUGCAAAUCCUGGACAAUGCUUGUAAAGGGAUGCUCUUUGGUCAAAGGAUAAUUUUUGCCUUUGAUAGGUGAAACUCACUCAGGAUCAAAUGAUACAGGUCUGUAGAUAGCAAAUGAGUACAGGCUGUACAUCGAGGAGCUGGGGACGUUCAUAGGUAUCUGCAGCAAUAUAUGCUGGGAAGCACAGCAGUGAUGGUUUUACAUCAGGUGUAAUUAGAUAGUGGAAGAUCCUUUUUAAUAUCCAGACAAUCUGUCUGAACCAGUUGUUAUGACUAUCCUGUUAGUUUUUCAACAGACAUUUGGAAGCUAGAAAGAGCCAUUGAUGGUCAGUGGUAUUAGGGUCGGAGAACCUUCCAAAAUAGUUUACAUUUAAUGUCAGUAGAUUCAGAUUCUUGAGCAAUGUCUCUACCAAAUAUUGUUUUUACAGUGAUGGUUCCAUGGAGAACUUUUCCCAGAAAUGACUGCUUGACCUUUACCAUGAGAUGUUUUCACACUUUGAAUUCUGACUCUCUUAAACUUGUGGAGGGAUACUUAAUUUAUCUUAAAAUACCAAUAUUGUUACUUCUCUGUAACAAAACUCUUGAUUUCAUAAAAAUUCUUACUAAUCCAUAUGCAAUCUUUGUAUAUAUGGCAAGAGUUUGAGAUCAAAUGUAUUGUACUGUAAAGUAUGCAAAAAAGUUUGUGGUAGGGAAUAGACUAAGGGAUCUUUCUGUAAUUGCUACUGUCACAUAGUACAAUUUUGCACAUGAUUUAAUACUGUGUAAUACAAUGGAGAUUUAGGUCAAUGUACUGUCCUGUGAAUCACAAAAUUGCUUUCAAAAAGGCUUUCUUCGUAGCAGGUAUUUCUAUCCAAGGAAAUCAGUAUUUUUAAGUAAGUAGUGAAGAAGCUGCAAGAAACCUUACAUGUAUGUGAGUAUAAAUAGGUUCAAACUAAAAGGGACAAAGAAAACGGUUGAAUACCCCCUUUGAAGAUCUUAUUUACAUUGCUUAAUUAUAUUUCAUACACUGUAGGUUCUUUUUGGAGUUACACUUUUCUCAAGGUUAUCCACGUAAGUCUUAAAUUGUUGAAGUAAAAGCUUUUGGGUGGGUUAAAACUAAAGGUGCAAAUGAUAAUAAAGUUGACUUGAACUUUUUUAGCAAAUGAAUAAUCUACUCUCAUCAUGAAAACUAAAGCAAAUUAUGCAUCUGCAGGUCAGAUGGAACAGUACAAGGGUUAUUAUUUGCUUUACUGUUUGUAGAAGUUGUAGACUUCUCUAAUUGGGGCAGGUCGGCUGCUCUUUUCACAUAGUUCUGAUCUAGAGCUUCUGCAUUUUCUUAAGCUUCUCACAAACAUGUUCCUGUUGUAAUAGACCUGAUCAUGACAAUACAUUUUACUGUAAUACAGCCCAGAAUAUGUUGGCCAUAUUAGGCUAUCUAUUGAAAUUACACAUUCAGAGCUAAAUUGAAUACUUCUAUAACAGCAUGUAAAGUUCAUUUCGGCUCAUCAUUCCAAAAUUGCAACGCUUUUUUUUUUAAAAGAAAACUGUAUACAAGCAUCCUGAGAAUUUAGAAGUCAGUACAGUAGUUGUGAUAUGAAAAUAUUUAAUUUCACUACAAUACUUUCUGAUGUGAAAAUGUCAAAACACUUGGAAUUGUUUAAAAAAGAAAAAAAGAAAAAAACAACAGAAACAAUGUUCUUUGCUCAUAGCAAGAAAUGGAGGUCUCUGAAUGGAAGCUGACAAAACAUUUUUUUCAGCUGCAAUAGUUGAAUGGAAUGAGAUGAUAAAUAUAAAAAUAGUCAGCACUGAAUAGACAAAGCUUAGUAGGAGUUUUAUGUGCAUAUUACAAGUCUGAAACCUAUUUCUAGUAAAGAGCAUUGCAAGAGGCAGUCAAACUUUUGAGAGCAAAUGCUGAUAUCUUGCAUGACAGAUUGGCCACCUCAGUGAGAAGCCUGCAGCAGCCAUAAGAAGUUAAGACAGUGCUUUAAUCCUAACCAUUUGAAAUAUUGUUCAUGUGUACACAUUCAUUUUAUAUAUACAUAAUUUUAAUUGAAUUUAUGAAGAGAAAAAUAAAGUAUAUGGACUACAACUGGAAGCAAAAGCUAUUCGGGUGAAGAUCAACUUUGCAAGUUUUAAAACUUACCAAAGGUGGUUUUCAACAUCUGUUUUUUAGAAAUGUCAAAUGCUUAGCUUAAUAAACAUGUAAGUGAGGCAAAUGAGAAAAUCAAGUAUACAUUGAAAAAAACAACAAUUACAGCAUUGAAAUAAAUCACUUAAGUGUAGUAGAUACUUAGUAUUCAGGAAAAGGGAUAAAAAUCUCAUAAUAGUGGUCACCUAACUGUACCAGUUUACUUUCUAAAUGAACCAACUGAUUGUAAUAUCCUGAUAAUGGAUUGGGCAAGGUUUGCUAUACCAUAUGAAAGGCACAGCAGUGUGCCUCAUUAUGAAUAUUUCUGCUGUGCUUUAAAUAAAGUGAUGGAGUGAUGCAUGAUUGUUUACGUCAGAGGCUUUAGGUCAGUGUUGUACCAGUGCAUCUUGUUGUCUUCCUAGCAGUAUGAUGUUCUUUAUCUGUUAAAAUUUGAAGCUUGAGAGAAUAAUAUUUUUAAAAUAGUUUCUUGUACACUUGUAUUUUGCAUAUAUUCUGUGGAAGCAAUGUUGGACUUGAAAUAAAAAAAGUAUUUUUGUGCUUAGGAAGCAGUCUAUAUUCUCUUCCUAAGUUAUUUGUCUUCAUUCAAAUAUAAGUAAAAAUCCAAAUAAACAUCCAAAUAUCUUAUGCUGUGUGUGCAUUUCAGCUGCAUCAUAAGAGCAGCUUAAAUUUGCAGUUUGUGUGUUAUGAUGAACGAGUUUCUGUCCUUACUUAAUCUGUAGAUCUGUAGAGUAUUGCUGGAUUAUGUGGUUGGAGCAUUGGUAUUUGUGUCUCUGAACCUGGUGGUUCCUUAGAAAAAAGAAAUUUUCUAGCAAAAUUACAGCAAUUUAGCUAAAUCAUGGCAAUAUAGCAAAAUUAUGACAACAGCCUCAACCUUUUUUUGGUAAAAGUGAAGAACUCACUUUCAUAUGUAGCUUUACAGAAGUUAAAGGCUUAUCAAUAAAUGGGUUUCUUCUGUAGGUUACAAACAUAAGAGGAAGUAGAAUCUAUAUAUAGGUUUAGAAAUAGAAUUUCUCUAAUCUUAAGGUUACACAAGUGAAAGGAAGUGAAGAAAAUUAAUUCAAGAUAGGUCAGUCAUUAAAUCUAGUAUUGAGAAGGAAGGAGGUCGGGUUUGUAGCCAAAGCAUUCUCAGCCUUAGCUGUUAUAUGGAACUGAGGACCUGCUGGAGCACUGUCAGUAUUUAGUACCCAUAGCCUUAAAAUGUCUCAGCCUGGUUCUCAUUCGAAAGGCUAGGGGCUUUCCUGAAACCACCACCAAGUCAUUUGCAGAAAACCCGUUUUUCAGCUCAGUAUUUACCUUCCUGAAAAGGGUUAUCUGGUAAUUUUGUAGCCAUGGCUAUAUAUGAUUUAGUAUAUGAUUCUUUAAAAUGAGCACUUGGUUAAUCAUACUCCCGUGACUUCUUUCAUUGAUGAACAGCCUUGUACAAAGCAGCCACACGUGUUCUGAAAUGCAGUUCACUGGCAUGGAUGUUGUCUUCAGAGUUAAAUGCCAGAGAAAUCCUCAAAUUCAACACCAAAGUGGUCUAGCAGAACUUAAAUAUCUUGCCUUAUGCUGACUGUUUCACUGGAGCUAAAAAAAAAAAUAAAUCACUGGAACCUGAAAUGCAGGCUGAUCAAAACCAAUCACAGACGCAUUAAUAGAGUCUAUCACAGUAGCUAACUAGGGUAGAUAGUUCAAACGUUUUUAGGAGCUAAUCCCAUAACAGUGGGAAUGAUAGGUUACCUAUAAAGGACCCAUGGAAGACCUGAAAGUAGAAAAAAAUAUACUGAUCUAUUUUCAUGUGCCUAGAACUCAUGGUGAAGAGGUCGUUGCCUUCACUGGAAAAAUAUUUAAAGGUUCUUGGGUUGGUAACCACCAAUGUAUUGCAUUCAUGCUCGCCACAGACACAGAUUUCUAGGUUGGAAGAGACCUCAAGAUCAUCGAGUCCAACCUCCGACCUAACACUAAGUACUCCACUAAACCAUAUCGCUAAGUUAAUAUCCUAGCUUUCUUUUGGGUAACUUCUUGUUCCCAGCAUUCAUGCUAAGCUGCUGUGGUAAUUUGUCGCAUUUAGGAGGGAAAGUCACAUAUAUGGGAAAGCAUACACAAUUUUUGCCUGAAGAUUUAGUGCUUGUUUUUAUGAUCACUUAAAAAGAUGCUAACGUAAUACAAGAUUUUUCCAAGAGCAUUUCUUCAAAUGAGUUGUAAGUUGCUGGUAACCUCUCUAGGGAGGAUGUUGAUCUUUGAUUUAUCUCACAGAUUUGUUCCUCUUGGUUGAUUUUUCCAGCCACCGUAGACAUUUGUAGUAGCCAGGCUUUCCCAUUCCUUUUCAAAACGAAAAAAAAAAGUUACCUUUACUUCUUCAUAGUACUUAGCAAAUAAACUUUAUGGGAGGACAGAAGGACCACCAUCCUUGUUCUUUCUAAAAGACAGAAUUAGGCCAGGGUUUAGGCUCUUCCAGUACUGGCCCAGAG
This is a messenger RNA of Cygnus atratus (black swan), 7142 nucleotides long. RefSeq names its product QKI, KH domain containing RNA binding (gene QKI). Gene Ontology annotation, cellular component: nucleus. Lineage: Eukaryota; Metazoa; Chordata; Aves; Anseriformes; Anatidae. The transcript is spliced from 5 exons. Gene Ontology annotation, biological process: regulation of mRNA splicing, via spliceosome. The coding region runs from base 102 to 941 and encodes 279 amino acids. The record is from RefSeq and is a predicted model, not a curated record. Gene Ontology annotation, molecular function: mRNA binding.